UAUUCUACCGGUUGUGCUUGGAAUAAAACACGCUCUGAUCAAACCUCUACUUUCUUUAUUCGAAAGUAAAAUUGAAUUCGAUUGACCGAUGUGUUCGAGACCAAGUAUCGAUAGUGUCAGUUCUUUUCAUCGCUGGAUUAAAGUAAAGUACUAAUUUUCGAGUGAAUAUAAAUAUUAAAAAAGUCAAUAAUCAACAGAAAGUGUUAACUAAAUAAUAGUACAUCAUUUUUAAAAUUUUCGUAGUUGUAUCAUAUGAUAAUUAGUUAAGAGACAUUAAAAAAGGUGAAAAUUUAAAAAAUUUGCGCCAUCCUGACGUCAUAAGCGCCUGCGCAUCCAAGAAUGAGUGAUGAUAAAAUUUUCUCUGUAACAGAGAACAAUGAACCUCAGUGUGACACCAACGGGAGGUUAAAUGUUGGAUAUUUGCAAAACCAUAAGCAACUAAAGAAAAAUUUUACCAGUUGUUUAUUUGGUUUUAGUGUUUUUCUUUUGAUCAUAUGCUGUUGUUUAGUUGCAUUUAUUAUUGUUCUUUAUAAAAAUAUUCAUCCAAACGUGCUGCUACAAAACGAUUCGUUCCACAGUAAAACUUCACAAAUGGCAAGCAAAGAGGCUUUUAAGAAAACAGAUAUGACGUUUAGAUUGCCAAAAGAAGUCAAACCUCGUCAUUAUGAUCUUUAUCUUUAUCCAGAUUUGGAGAGUGGAACUUUCUCUGGAACUGUAACAAUUUUAAUUGAUGUAUUAGAUAGAAGAAAUUACAUUGCUCUUCAUCAGAAAGAUCUUACAAUAACCAAAACAACAUUAAAGACAACUGAUCUUAUAGAUAAUUAUGAACUGGCAAUUAAAGAAACAUUUACGAUAGACAAAUUAGAAGAACUCGUGGUUAAUUUGGAUAGUGAUCUUACUCCAGGCCGUUAUAAUUUAUCAUUUGAAUUUAAUGGUGCUCUGCAGCCAGAUAAAAUUGUUGGAUUUUAUGCUAGCAAAUAUAAAGAUCCAGAAAAUAGAACAAGAAUAAUAGCAACAUCAAAAUUCGAGCCUACUUAUGCUAGAAGAGCAUUUCCUUGUUUCGAUGAACCUGCCUUUAAAGCUGCAUUUUCAGUACAACUAGUUCACCCAACUGGAGACUGUUAUAGUGCUCUAUCCAGUAUGAAUGUUGAGAGUACAAUUGUAGAUAAACCAUCACCAGGAUUAACAACAGUAACUUUUGCCAAAAGUGUGCCAAUGUCUACAUAUUUAAUAUGUUUUAUUGUCAGUGAUUUUGUUUCUGUUACUGCUCCAGCUAAAAAGUUGGAUGGUAGUCCGAGCUUACCAAUUAGUGUUUACACUACACGAGCACAAAAAGAGAAAGGAUCAUUUGCCUUAGACAUUGGAGUAAAAAUAAUUGAAUAUUAUACACAACUAUUUAAAAUAGAUUAUCCUCUUCCUAAACUUGACAUGGCUGCUAUACCAGAUUUUGUAUCUGGAGCCAUGGAGAAUUGGGGGUUGAUUACAUACAGAGAAGCUAGGGUUCUCUAUGAUCAAAAAACCAGUUCAACGUCAGAUCAAGAAGGUGUUGUUCAAGUUAUUGCACAUGAAUUCGCUCAUAUGUGGUUCGGAAAUCUAGUUACCAUGGCUUGGUGGAAUGAUCUUUGGUUGAACGAAGGUUUUGCUAGUUAUAUGCAAUACAAGAGUGCUGAUAAUAUUCUUCCUGAAUGGGGAUUGAUGGAUCAAUUUUUAAUAAAAACUCUCCAUCCAGUGUUCAUAACGGAUGCUAAAUUAAGUUCUCACCCAAUAGUUCAAACUGUAAAUAAUCCAGAUGAAAUUACAGCUAUUUUUGAUGUCAUUACAUAUAGCAAGGGAGCUUCAGUACUUCGAAUGCUUGAAAAUUUCAUAACCCCGGAAAUUUUUAUUGCUGGAGUGACAAAAUAUUUAAAUCAAUUUGCAUAUCAAAAUGCAGAAACAUCAGAUCUUUUCAAUAUUCUUCAGCAAAGUAUCAAGAGUAAUAUUAACAUUACAGCUAUAAUGGAUACAUGGACUCGGCAAAUGGGACUACCAGUUGUUAGUGUUGAAAAAAAUGAAAUGACUUAUAUUUUAAAACAAAAAAGAUUUUUGAUCGAUCCAGAAGCUAAAUUUAAUCCAACAGAAUCUGAUUAUGGAUACAAAUGGACUAUUCCUAUCACUUACAUAACCGAUAAAAGUUUAACACCCACUUUAGUUUGGUUUGAUAAAGAUAUGACUAGUCUUGAAAUAAAAUUAAAUGAACCUGUUGAGUGGAUCAAGUUUAACCACAAUCAAGUAGGCUAUUAUAGAGUAAAUUAUAGUCAACAGGAAUGGGAAAAUCUUCUAGACGUAUUAAAAUGGCAUCACAAACGACUUACCAUUUCUGACAGAACAAGUUUGAUCGAAGAUGCAUUCAGUUUAGCAGAAGCUUCUCAACUUGAUUAUACAAUUGCUAUGAAUAUUACUUCUUACUUAGGGCAAGAGCGUAGUGCAGUUCCUUGGCGAGUAGCAGAAGCAAAAUUAUUAGCUAUUGAUUCUCUACUCGCUUCUACCAGUAUUUCACCGAAAUUCCGUGAAUAUGUAAGAAGUAUUGUAGAAAUUCCUUAUCAUGAUGUAACGUGGCAAGUUGAUAAUUUUGAAGAUCAUGAUACUUUAAGUUUAAGAACGUCAAUUUUAAAUUUAGCAUGUGCUGUCGGUCACACUGAGUGCCUUGAUGAGGUUGGAAUUAUUUUUAAGCGUUGGGUAGAUGAUUUUCAUGAUGAAAGACCUCAUCCAGAUAUUAGAAGUUUAGUUUACAAGUAUGGAAUGAGUCAUGUUGGUAAAGAAGCUGAAUGGAAUGUUGUUUUUCAACGAUUUAUUAAUGAAACAAAUGCCAAUGAGAAGCUUAAGUUAAUGAGAGGAUUAGCAGCCGUACGAUCAAGUUAUUUGCUCAAUAAGUUUAUUGGAAUUGCUGUUGAUUUAAAUUAUGUAAGAUCUCAAGAUACUUUUGGGUGUUUAAUAGCAAUUGCAAGAAAUCCAAUUGGAACGGGAUUAGUUUGGGAUUGGGUUCGUGAAAAUUGGGAGUUUUUAGUUAAACGAUAUACAUUAAAUGAUCGUUACUUAGGCCAACUAGUGCCUGCAAUAUGUCAAUCAUUUGCUACAGAGUCAAAACUUGAAGAAAUGAAAGCUUUCUUUGAAAAGUACCCGGAAGCAGGUGCUGGAAAAGCAUACAGAGUACGAGCUCUUGAAACAGUUGCAAACAAUAUUAAAUGGGUCAAAACUAAUAGUGCUAAAUUAGAAGGUUGGUUAAACUCUCAUUCGAAAUAAUAAUAUUGAAAAAUGUAAUUAUUUAUUCUAUUUGCAUUUAACUGAUCUUAUUCAAAGAAUUCAAAUAUUUCAUUAAUUAUUAUAAAUAAUGCAAAUUCUUUUUCACAAAUGAUUGUUAUAUAUUAAAGUUUAUUAAAUUUAAGUUGAAGUAAUUAAUAAUUAUCUGGAGAUUAAUACUUGAUGAAUUGUCACUUACAUGAUGCUUAAUUUUUUGUAAUAGUACAAUGUAAUAAUUAU
This is a messenger RNA of Chelonus insularis, 3516 nucleotides long. RefSeq names its product glutamyl aminopeptidase. The transcript has 9 exons. The record is from RefSeq and is a predicted model, not a curated record. NCBI's taxonomy places the organism in Eukaryota, Metazoa, Arthropoda, Insecta, Hymenoptera, Braconidae. Bases 340 to 3279 code for a protein of 979 amino acids. Gene Ontology annotation, biological process: peptide catabolic process; proteolysis. Gene Ontology annotation, cellular component: cytoplasm. Gene Ontology annotation, molecular function: peptide binding; metalloaminopeptidase activity; zinc ion binding.